Molossus molossus (Pallas's mastiff bat) is the source of this 1650-nucleotide messenger RNA. RefSeq names its product sialic acid acetylesterase (gene SIAE). Gene Ontology annotation, biological process: carbohydrate metabolic process. Lineage: Eukaryota; Metazoa; Chordata; Mammalia; Chiroptera; Molossidae. Gene Ontology annotation, molecular function: sialate O-acetylesterase activity. The coding region runs from base 33 to 1604 and encodes 523 amino acids. The record is from RefSeq and is a predicted model, not a curated record. The transcript has 10 exons.
AGGCCCAAGCCGGGAGACAGAUCUCAGCAAACAUGGUGGCGCUGGGGUUUGUAUUGGGGUUGUUGCUGCCAUUAAUGCCGCGGGCCCACACGAGCGCAGAUGUUGGUUUUCGAUUUGCUUCAUACAUUGAUGAUCACAUGGUGCUACAGAAAGAGCCUGCAGGGGCAGUGAUUUGGGGCUAUGGCAUAUCAGGAGCCACAGUGACAGUGACUCUUUGUCAAGAUCAGGAAACCAUCAUGAAGAAAGUGACUCAAGUGAAAGCACACUCUAAUAGAUGGAUGGUGGUACUGGAUCCUUUGAAGCCUGGUGGACCUUAUGAAGUGAUGGCACAGCAGACUUUGGGGAGAAUGAACUUAACCCUGAGAGUUCAUGAUGUCUUAUUUGGAGAUGUCUGGCUUUGCAGUGGGCAAAGUAACAUGCAGAUGACAGUUUCACAGAUAUUUAAUGCUACGAGUGAGCUGUCGAACACUGCUGCCUAUCAGUCUGUCCGCAUCCUGUCCGUGUCUCUCGUUCAGGCAGAGCAGGAGCUGGAGGAUCUUGCUGGGGUUGACUUGCCGUGGUCUGAGCCCACCUCAGAAAACUUAGGCCAUGGGAAUUUCAAGUACAUGUCAGCAGUGUGCUGGCUCUUUGGGCGUGAUCUGUAUGACACCCUGCAGUAUCCCAUUGGGCUGAUCUCCUCAUCAUGGAGUGGGACACCCAUUGAAGCCUGGUCCUCUGGAAGGUCACUGAAAGCCUGUGGGGUCCCCAAGCAAGGGUUCAUUUUAUCUGAUCCUGUCAGUGGUCCCAGUGAACACUCUGUUCUCUGGAAUGCCAUGAUCCAUCCACUACAUAAUAUGACUCUAAAAGGUGUGAUAUGGUACCAGGGGGAGUCCAAUGCAAAUUUUAACAGAGACCUAUACAAUUGCACAUUCCCUACACUCAUUGAAGACUGGCGUCAAACCUUCCACAGUGGAUCUCAGGGACAGACAGACCGUCUCUUCCCAUUUGGAUUUGUUCAGUUGUCUUCAUUUUUGUCUCAUGCAAACUCAGAUGAUGGAUUUCCCCAGAUUCGUUGGCAUCAAACAGCAGACUUUGGCCAUGUCCCCAACCUAAGGAUGCCCAACACUUUCAUGGCUGUAGCUAUGGAUCUCUGUGACAGGAACUCACCUUUCGGCAGCAUCCACCCUCGAGAUAAACAGACUGUGGCCUACCGGCUGCACUUGGGGGCCCGAGCUGUGGCUUAUGGUGAGAAGAUGCUGACCUUUGAAGGACCCUUGCCCAAGAAGAUAGAGCUCUUGGCUCACAAGGGACUGCUCAACCUCAUGUAUUCCCAGCAAAUCCUGGUGCAGAGGCAGGAUGACAAGAUAUUUGAGAUCUCAUGUUGUCGUGACCAUCAAUGCAAGUGGCUUCCAGCGCCCAUGAACACUUUCUCUACCCAGAGCCUGGCCCUGAAUAUCAGUUCUUGUGACGGCGCCCUGGUUGCUCUCCGCUAUGCCUGGACCACAUGGCCUUGUGAAUAUAAACAGUGUCCCCUAUACCACCCCAGCAGUACCCUGCCAGCUCCUCCCUUCACUGCUUUCAUUGCAAACCAGAUGCUUGGGUAUCACAGCAAGGCUGCUAAGUGAUUUAGUUGCAGUAUGGUCAUAUCUUAGGCACAAGCAAAUGACCAAA